Molecule: messenger RNA, 1417 nt
Organism: Mandrillus leucophaeus (drill)
Lineage: Eukaryota; Metazoa; Chordata; Mammalia; Primates; Cercopithecidae
Gene: PEBP1
Product: phosphatidylethanolamine binding protein 1
Exons: 3
Coding region: 350-640 (96 amino acids)
Biological process (GO): negative regulation of MAPK cascade
Source: RefSeq, a predicted model, not a curated record
CAGGUGCCCGCCACCACGCCCAGCUAAUUUUUGAAUUUUUAGUAGAGACGGGUUUCACCGUGUUGGCCAGGCUGGUCUCGAACCCCUGACCUCAAGUGAUCCUCUCUUCUGGGCCUCCCAAAGUGCUGGGAUUACAGGCGUGAGCCACCACACCCAGCCAGUUUCUUCAGCAUUUCUGACUUUUUUACUCCAAACUGAUUCCUUCAUACAGGUUAAGAAUAGACCCACCAGCAUUUCGUGGGAUGGUCUUGAUUCAGGGAAGCUCUACACCUUGGUCCUGACAGACCCGGAUGCUCCCAGCAGGAAGGAUCCCAAAUACAGGGAAUGGCAUCAUUUCCUGGUGGUCAACAUGAAGGGCAAUGACAUCAGCAGUGGCACAGUCCUCUCCGAUUAUGUGGGCUCAGGGCCUCCCAAGGGCACAGGCCUCCACCGCUACGUCUGGCUGGUUUACGAGCAGGCCAGGCCGCUAAAGUGUGACGAGCCCAUCCUCAGCAGCCGAUCUGGAGACCACCGUGGCAAAUUCAAGGUGGCGGCCUUCCGUAAAAAGUACGAGCUCGGGGCCCCGGUGGCCGGCGCGUGUUACCAGGCCGAGUGGGACGACUAUGUGCCCAAACUGUACGAGCAGCUGUCUGGGAAGUAGGGGGUUAGCUUGGGGAUCUGAAGUGUCCUAGAGGCCCCAAGCCCUGUUCCCUAGUUCAGUGUUGCAUGUAUAAUAGAUUUCUCCUCUUCCUGCCCACCUCAGCACAGAUGACACCUGACCAGUCAGAUGGUGUUUGAGGGUGGCUUUUCCUGCUGCCUGACCUUUCUAAUUUUACUCACUCACUCUGAUUUAUGUUUUGAUCAAAUUUGAACUUCGUUUUGGGGGAUAUGUUGGUACUGUGAUGGGGUCAUCAAAUUGUUCAUCUGAAAAUAGCAACCCAGAAUGUAAAAAAGAGAAAAUCGGGGAGGAGGGUGAGAAAGACCAGUUCUAUAGUGACAGAGCAAAGCGUCAAAUAAUCUUUAAGGGAGGUUAAAAAAAAAAAAAAGAUUGGUUGCCUCUGCCUUUGUGAACCUGAGUCCAGAAUGGUACACAAUGUGUUUUUAUGGUGAUGUCGCUCACCUAGACAAGCAGAGGCUGGCACUGAGGCUGACCCCCAACACGGUACAUCUCAGAUGCCUCGACAGGCAUCAGCAUGUCGCUGUGCCCCCUUUAAAGAGCAGUCCUGGAAGAGGCAGGAGGAAGAGUAGCUUUGCUGCCGUUGGGACGUGGCCAUGGAGACCAGCAGCAGCGCUCGCUGACAGCUUAGGAGGAAUCCUUACAUCUUUGUCUGUUAAAUUGAUCGUUCUCAUGGGGGUCAGAAAAGCUGGUCUGGAAUUGCUGAAUGUUGCAUUAAUUGUGCUGUUUGCUUAUAGUUGAAUAAAAAUAGAAACCUGAAUG